GAGCACUUGAUGAGGCGUCCCACUUGACAGCCGCAAUGGAUGGGUCUUGGUGCAGUGGAGUGUCGGGCGGUUUGGCCCGAAGCGAGUGUGGUCAAGGACAGGAUACUUGCCAACAAGUUGGGGCGCAGAUGCAGAGAGUAUUGUGAACUUUGCCUUGCGGUAGCAGCAAUUUCACAAUCAUGCCGCACAUCGAACUCUGAGAAAUUGAUCCUCGGCCAUAAAAAGAAGGUUGAUGGAUUUUCAUCCCAUCAAUUAUGGGUCCCUCCCUUCCCUGCCAUGCCUCAUCAAGGUGUCCGCAAGCUGGCGCCCGCUGCCGUUUAUGCAGCCAUUCAAGGACAAAAGCGUUGUUCCACACGCGAGUCCUCAAUCACAGACCCGAAAAUAGCAAUUCGUGCCUGGGAGUCCCAGAUGUACGCUCUGCUUGGGCGGCAGAUGGGCGUGGCGUCGGCCAUGAGGUCCAGGCACUUCAUACCACCCACCGCCACUGCGACUGUGACAGCACGAGAUUGAAGGAGCCUCAUCUCAGCUACAGCUGCACCUUUUAUCUGUAACAUUCACAGCUGGGGGCAUGGGGCAACUUUAAUCUCACCGUCCUUUCUCACCAAGAUUUUCCAACCUGAUGGUACCGCAUUAUCCAUCCCGUGGCUCAUUUUGGGCGAAUACUCUGUGAAGCACCAGCCAGCUGCUAGCAUGUCCUUGCUUGCCAAGUUCCAUGAAGCCGCAGCAAUCGCUGAUCACAUCCUAGUUACUGUCCGCAUCAAGAUUGUGCUACUUCUGCCAUCUACCCC
Molecule: messenger RNA, 788 nt
Organism: Pseudomassariella vexata
Lineage: Eukaryota; Fungi; Ascomycota; Sordariomycetes; Amphisphaeriales; Pseudomassariaceae
Exons: 2
Coding region: 40-510 (156 amino acids)
Source: RefSeq, a predicted model, not a curated record